GUCAAUGUUAAAUGUUGGAUUUACAAAAUUUUGAUUUAGUCCUGUACCGUUAUUUGAAAAGGGAUGUCGAAAUAAUGCAAGCAUAUUUUGUUUGUUCUUGUGUAUCGCGUUUUAAGAUUUAUUAGAACUACCUACAUAAAAUACAAAACCGUAGCGAAUGAACUUGCUAAUGGCCGAGACAUGAAAUUUACAACGUGUUUUAAUUGGAGAGAAAAAGAUAUAAGUACAAUUAUUAUCUUUAUGGUAUCAUCGGGUUAGUUUGCAUUUCAAAUUUGGAAAUAGCAAAUAGUGUUGAAAAUUAAGUGUGCGGAACAACAUUAUCCGCAGAAUAUGAACUUAAUGCACAGGUGUUGUGUGGACUUGCUGCAUAAAAUUGCAAUUUAAAUAUUUUGUCUUUUCCAAUGUGAUUCGUUCAAUAUAAUUUACUCCAUACCCAUAUCAUAUUACUACUUUCCUCUUUAACGCAUUUUAAAAGUACUUUAAAUUCGAUACAAGCGUUCGUUAAUUGUUGAAAAUUGAUUUUGUGGUUUUGCAAAAGUAAAAUUAAAUUUCAUCUGUUUUCUAAGCAAAAUUCCAUACAAAAAAAUAAAUAAAAAAUUUAAUUGUAAACAUUGAAUUUUAAAAAUAAAGUAAAUAAGAAAUAUUUGAGAAAAUUAUCAUAUGUAUGUAGAUAUUGAAAAGUGAUUCGUUUCUGUGGUUAAAAACAGAAUAUUUUUUGUGAAGAAAUGUACAUAAUUAAUUUUCUUUUCAUUGGAUAAGCUUACAUUUUUCUGGUGACAAAGCCGCCCAUCACUCGAUCUAUCUACAUAUCAAUGCAAUCCAACGGGGAUAACCUGUAAGAAGUGAGGAAUGAUUGAAACAAACUAUUUAGCCCCUGAGAUAAAGCUGAAACAAUGAAGUUGAGAAGACAAGAGUUUCUAUACAUUUUAUUAAUUUAUUUAGAUAUACAAAAUUCGGCUGGAUAUCACGAAAAUAACCAAUCGGAAUUAUCAUUUGCACGAGUUGGUAGUACAAAUGCAAUCAAAUUAGUUGCAAGUUUAACCAAAUUAAGACAAAAUGUUCUUGAAACAAACAUGAUGGUUAUUAAUCCUAUUGAUUCGGAUGAAAGCGGUGAGAUAACAAAACAUAUUAAUGAGGAAGUAAUGGUUGCUUAUAACAUCAAUAUCACAUCCCAUCUGAGAGCAAAUGUAUCCCUUAGCUAUGCACUGAUGAAUGCGGAAGGUAGAUCAUCCUCCGAGGAACAUUUUAUUAAGCUCGAACAAGCGCAUGGUGAGGAAAUGCAGAUUUUAUGCGUAGAAGGAUUUGAGAACACUGGUAACUGCACUGUUGUGAAUCAAACGUGCUUUGACGACAAUCUUCCUUGUAAUGCAACGGAGGCAGAAUAUAUGCAGUUUCUCUUUGACUACAUGUAUCCUAAAACAUCUGAAUGGAUACUAAUUUUUGCUCAUGGACUUGUUUUUAUUACUGGACUGGUAGGAAAUGCACUCGUUUGCAUUGCCGUUUACACAAACUAUUCGAUGAGAACGGUAACAAAUGUUUUUAUUGUCAAUCUAGCUAUAGCGGAUUUUUUAGUAAUCCUUCUCUGCUUGCCACCCUCUGUUGUGUGGGAUGUCACAGAAACAUGGUUUUUAGGCCAAUCCAUGUGUAAGAUUGUUCUGUAUUUUCAGACUGUAUCUGUUACUGUCUCCGUUCUCACACUAACGUUUAUAUCCCUGGACCGAUGGUAUGCUAUAUGUUUUCCUCUUCGAUACAGGACCAAAAUAAGUCGCGCAAUUGCUUCGGUUUCAUUUAUAUGGAUUAUAGCACUGCUCUCAGAUAUACCGGAGUUCUUCGCGUUACACCUCAAGAAGCCUAAAUUAAGGUUUGAAUCGGUGCUGUUUACUCAAUGUGGUACAACAUGGGACUUACGAACAGAGAUGAAUUUUUAUAUAACGCAACUAAUAUUGCUAUAUGUACUUCCACUCCUGCUGAUGAUGAUUGCUUAUUUUAAAAUAGUGCGAAUUCUAUGGAAAUCUGAUACAAUACCAGGCCACAGAGAAUCGCGAACUCAACAAUACACUUGCGGACAUCUCAGAGGGAACAGUACUAUUGGUAAUUCCAGCACAAUGGGCCAGUUGAGAGCGAGACGUAAAGCCGCUAAAAUGUUAGUUGCAGUAGUUGUUAUGUUUGCAACUUGUUACUUUCCGGUGCAUGUAUUUAAUUUAUUAAGAUACACUGGGAAUUUACAUGGUGGUGAUAUAACAACAAUAUUUUCUCUUUGUUCUCAUUGGCUUUGCUAUGCGAACAGUGCAGUCAAUCCUGUUAUCUAUAAUUUUAUGAGUGGUAAAUUUCGACGAGAAUUCCGCAAUGCUCUUGAUAUGUGCCGUUGUGGUCGCUUCGGUAUUGAAGAUCGCUCAUUUAAUCAAAGUAACCCCUUAUCUAGGCACCACAAUAUUAGUCCCAGUAUGAGAAGCAAUUACAACCUGACGAGUGUAAGAGACAUCACUUUGACAAGAGAAAGUUCUCGGCAGACAAUGCAAACAACAUUUGUAGAGAACAAUGGUUAUGGUCAUUCAACUGUCACCCCAAUGCUAAGCUCCAUUAAAAAUCUAUAACUCGAACGAUUACGUGUUUCGUGGUCAAAAACUGUCCCCUCAAGAGACUGUUACAUUUCACCCAAUUGUAAGGAUCUAGUGGAAUAAAUUGUAUUGAAUGAAAGGAUAGUUAUAACGAUCAGGAAAAUGAAUUAGAAAAAGUUUAAAACUUCUAAAAUUGUAUACUUAAUUUUAAAGGAUGUUAAAAACUGUAUAGCUUCAAAUAUUCUUCUCAAAUUAAAAAAAGGAAGAAAACAAUUGAUUAGAGAGAGGACAAGGUUGGAAUGGACUUAAAGAGUUUAUAGCCGUUUUGACAAGUGAUCUUUCUACAUAUCUCUUUAAACAUGAUUAAACAAAUUUAUUGUAUUAUAUAUUUAUGCGAGCUUAUCGAGUUCUGUAUAAUCAAAGUUUUGACAACACACAAUUUUGAAAUACAGUAUUUUAAAUACAGUUUUUAUGUAUUUAUUAUUCCAAUUUUGCACCACUUGGAAACUCAUUUUUACUGAAGAUAUUGGUAAAAACAUCGUUAUUUUUAGAAAGUUAGAAAUUUUACAUCUAAUUGUUUUUCCUAGCAAAAUGGUUAAAAGUGUACAGUUUUUUAAUCAAGUUUUUUGGCAAAUAUGUACCUUUUGGUAAUUGCUAACAUUACAAACUUAUUAUGCGAUACACUUUUUUGUAAGGUUCCUAAAGUCUUUGAGUUUAAGUGGAGCCGGAAAGUAUAAUGCCGAAACGUAAUACCCUUUACUUAUAUUUUUUAAGGAUAUCUCAUCUCAAAUAUGCACCAAAUAGUUUAUUUUGUAAGUUUCAUUUUGUAGUCUAUUUAAUUAUUAUCUUUCAAUUUAAAAAGUAAAAUGAUCGUGACGACUACCAUGAGUGAAGAAAUAAGAGAUUUACCACAAGGUCACACUGAUACUCAAUAAUAUUUGUGUUGAUCACCAGGGGUAACGUUUCAUCAUAAUACAAAUCAUCAUGUUUGGCAAGAUUUAUAUACAUAUAUGAUUUGACAAACAUUUUAAAUGUCAAUUACUUUAUUAUCAGCAUACACAUAUUAAUCAAUUCUUCUAGAAAACUCCGUUUAAACUUUAAAUCUACAUGAAUUGAAAUAAAAUGCAUUUUUUUCCGUCACACAAACAACAAUACUUUUUUUAAAGGAUUUGUUUAUUUUGCCUUACAAUUUGAAAUAUGACCCUUUAAAUAUCAUAAGGACAAUCAAAAAUGGGGUUCUUAAGGCUAUGUACGUUAAAACACGAUGCAAUGUGCGAUACAAUUUAUAUCAUUUUAGUAUCUUGCAUAAUUUCUGGAAAUUCUCAAUACUUCAUUUCAUUUGAUUGUACAUACUUCCAUAUAUAUUCGUAUAUGAAGUUUUGAAAAGUCUUAAGCCUUACGCUUUUUAAAAAUACGUUACGAAACUAAUCUUAAGUGCAAAUCCAAAAUUAGAUUUUAAAUGUCUGCUCAAAUUUUAUAAAAUACCCGUUUUCAACAUUAUUUUUAUAUUUUUCCAAUAUAUUUAAAAAACUUAAUGUUGUAGGCUUAUUGUUCAGAGAUAUUUACCAAUAUCUUUGGUAAAUACGCUGUCAAUUGGUUCAAAGUUGGAAUUAAGCUUUAUUAGCCAGAAUCGAAUUAAAAAAAAAACAGUUCAUGCCUCUACAUGGAAGGUUAAAUGACGAUUUGAUUGGACUAUUGCCUUUAAAGUUGUAAAAUUGCUUUCACUUAUCUUAAAAACUAACAUAUUUUGAAAUUUGAUUUUCUGAAUUUCAUUAAUAAUUGAAAUAAGGAACAGUAUUUAGUGAAAAAUUUGAUAAACAUUUUUUGAGUCGAAAAAAUAUGUGUUUUACAAAAAAACUUUAUUUAAAGAGAUCACUAAAUAAUGAAUUGUUGGCUUUAAAAAAAGUUGCAUCACAGCAAAGUUACCGCUGUUUGUUUAGUCUUGCCCUUUCCUUUUAAUCUUUGUGUGGCUGAGUUUAUGUGCCCCAGCAUUAUGUUACCCAGUAAGACCAAUUCUCUGUUCUAGUAUUCAGACCGAAGUUAAUGUUAUAUUAAUUUGUUGUUACUGUUGCUUUUACAAACUUUUUUCUUAUCGCAUUUCCGUGAUCGAUAUAACUAAACUCCAAGUCAGAUUAAUGUAAGUUAAUAUAAAUUAGAAUCUUAUUUUAUAAUAAUAAAAAAAAAACUGAU
Messenger RNA from Eupeodes corollae, 4748 nucleotides. RefSeq names its product orexin/Hypocretin receptor type 1-like. NCBI's taxonomy places the organism in Eukaryota, Metazoa, Arthropoda, Insecta, Diptera, Syrphidae. The transcript is spliced from 11 exons. The coding region runs from base 894 to 2594 and encodes 566 amino acids. Gene Ontology annotation, molecular function: neuropeptide Y receptor activity. Gene Ontology annotation, biological process: G protein-coupled receptor signaling pathway. Gene Ontology annotation, cellular component: membrane. The record is from RefSeq and is a predicted model, not a curated record.